AUGCGGACGUGCGCGCGCGCGUCUUCGUCCGCGCGCGCGUCGUCGUCCGCGACGUCCGCGACGUGCGCGCGCGCGAUUCCGAUUCCGCGCGCGCGCGCGGUGACGACGCGAGGCGCACGCGCGCGACGACGGCGCGACGUCACGCGACGAAACGCGCUCGCGGAUCCGCGCUCGGCGCCCGGGCGGGACGUGGACGAGGGCGAGGGGGCGAAGGGGUUGAUUCUAGACGUUCUGAAGCGCGUCGGCGACGGCGAUGGCGACGCGGUCGGUGUGGAGGCGACGAAGAGUGUUUUGCGGAGAGACGUCGCGGAGUGGCUGAACGGCGAGUUGAAAAAGGUGGCGAAAGAGCGUGGGUCGAAGAUCGGGAGAGAUGUCGCGAUGGAGACAUUCGAGGGGUUGUGUUCAGAGGGAAAUGUGACGCCGAACGCGCACGUGUGCACGACGGUGAUGUCGACGUGCGCGAAGGCUGGCGACGCGGAUAACGCGCUCAAGGUGUUGACGUGGAUGAAAGAUCGAGCGGACGAGGGGUUGCGAGAGGUGGCGCCGACGACGCACACGUAUACGACGUGCGUACAGGCGUUGGGGGACGUCGGUAGGUGGGAGGAGGCGCUGGAGAUGUUGGAGGAGAUGAAGCGAAGGGGGACGCGAAGGAAUGCGCACACGUACAGCGCACUCGUGCGCGCCGGGGUGAACGGUGGACGCGACGGCGCGCGAGCGGUGGUGAAACUGAUUCAGGAGAUGAAGAAGGACUCCAUCGAACCGGAUUUACCCAUCGCGUCGGCGUUGAUCAGCGCGUUCGGUGUUUUGGGGAGCGCCGAGAAUGCGCGCGCCAUGCUUCGAGCCAUCGAGUCGAGCGGCCGUGCGACGGAUUCCAAAUUGUACGUCGAUUACAUGACGGCCAUGUGUCGAUGUGGCGACUAUGAAGAGGCAUUGGAGACGUUUGGGAGGAUUUCUCGAACGACUUUCACGUGUACGGCGGCCAUCAAGGCGUACGCGGAGGCGCUGGAUUGGAAACUCGCCGAGACGCUCUUCGAGGAGAUGCGUCGAGACGGACCGCCGCCAAACGACCGCACGCACACGGCGAUUUUGCACGCGUACGAAAAGAGUUUGCAGUGGGAACGGGCGCUGAUGUUGCUCAAUCAGCUCACGUCCGAGGGCCGAGCGAAGGAGAUUCAUCACAACAUCGUCUUGAGCGUGCUUGGAAAGUGCGAGGAGUGGCAAAGAGCCGAAGUCUUGUUCAAGGACAUGACCGAGCUGUACAAUAUUCAACCCUCGCGUGUGACCUAUAGCACACUCAUCUCCGCGUACGGGCGAAGCGGUCAAACCGAGCUCGCUCGAAAGGCGUUCAAUAAGAUGCUCGCUCGACGCAUCGUCCCUGACGACUACUCCUUCGUUGGAUUGAUGCUCGGUCCGGCGAGUCAAGGGAACAUUCGCGAAUGCGAGAAGAUCGCGAAAGAAAUGAAAGAGGACUACGGUCUCGCUCACACCGUGCACACGUACAACACGCUGAUUCAAGCGGCGGACAUCGCGGGAAAUUAUGACAAGGCCAUGGUGACGUACGAGGAGCUCUUACGCAGCGGUGUCGAACCCAACAACACGACCAAAGAGCUCGUCAUUGCCGUCGGCAAGCGCGGGGCGAGCUUUUACGACGCCACACAAAAGACCGCCGCUGUUGCGUCCUACGCCGCCGGUCUCGUUGGCGUCAUGGGCAUGGCGCUCGGCCGCUGGUAA
Messenger RNA from Ostreococcus tauri, 1731 nucleotides. Its product is annotated as Tetratricopeptide-like helical. Bases 1 to 1731 code for a protein of 576 amino acids. NCBI's taxonomy places the organism in Eukaryota, Viridiplantae, Chlorophyta, Mamiellophyceae, Mamiellales, Bathycoccaceae. Gene Ontology annotation, molecular function: protein binding. The transcript has a single exon. The record is from RefSeq and is a predicted model, not a curated record.